AUGACCAAGGCCCGGCUCCACAGCAAUUGGACACUGGGGGAAACAGAUUGUACUGAUGACUCUACAGUCUCUGGAGUAAUUCUUCCUGAGCGUGGAGUUAACGUACAAGCACAAGUUGAAGCAACAGUAAAUGAAGUUGUGUCAGAACCUAGGGAGGGUGAACCAGAAAAUACACAACGAAGAGUGGAACGACCAGUGAUUCCUUGGCCAACCACGGACAGGACGCCAGCGUCAGAGUUUACCACUCCAUACUUUUUUACGAUGGCAUUUCCUUGUUUGUUUUCCUAUGGAAAGAGUGAUUUCCACAUAAACCGGUCAGUGACAUGUCCUUCACUGCAUGACUGGGCAGAGCACCUCCUGUGGUACCAAGAUGGGAGGUUUGCUAGGCAUAAGGUGUGGAAGUUUGUUGUCCACAAUAUGAUCAUGAGGAAGCGUGCCCUGGAGCAGAGCCGGUUCUUUGUUGAUCAGCAACUUGGUGACCCACACAUAACUGUUGCAGACCUGCAAGAGCGACUUGCGAGAGGUGACACUUUUAUGGACAAGUUGUUGUAUUUUGGCGCAAAUCUGCGUGGUACAGCUCAGUACUGGCACCAGAGAUGCAGAGAGCUUCGUGCCCUUGUGGAGUUCAUGGUCAAUGAGAAGCAUGGGUUGCCUUCAUUUUUCAUGACUGGAAGCUGUGCCGAGUUUUACUUUCCUCCUCUUAGAAGGCUACUGGAAGAAUACAUCUUGCAGACCAAAGGUGAAGAAGUCAACCUUGCUGAAGAUAGUAAUGCCUGCUUCAAGGCAGUACAAGAAAAUACUCAUGUAGUGGUGAGUUACUUUGACCUGCGUACCCAAGCAUACCAUGAGAGGUACUGAAGCCAGUAUUUGGUGUCUCUAAUUAUUGGUACUGCUAUGAGUUUGCCAAGUCCCGCGAUCAAAUUCCUUGGCACCAACUCAGCUGGAGGGAAGACAGGCAACCACAUCAGCUAUUGCAUGAAACUCGUGAAGAUGGUUGCGAAGAGGAAGAGUAUGCAGCUAGACUUAGUCAGUGGGCGGAUGAAACCUUUGCCAUGACAGCAUUACAUCCAGCAGGCAAUGAUGAAGAAGGGCAGCCAAGAAAAGACCUCUGGCCACCACCUGAGGGAACAGCUGAGCCCAUAUCAGAUGAUAGGGAUCCCUUAGUUGAGAUGCUAAUGAAAAUAGCUGCAACACAAGAUGCAAUACUGGAGGAUCAUUUGCUUUUAGUAAACAGGGUUGGACUCCACAGUUGCUCUGAUUACUGCGUGAGAACUCCUCCCCAUCCAGAGCAAGGACUGCAGCCGAGAGAACGUUUAUGUCGGAUGGAGUUUGGAAGCGAGUUCCACCCAGGGAAAAAAAUUCACUGUAAUCCAGAAAUUGUGGAGGGUCAUAAUGGAGCUCCCCACCUAGAGAUGCCGCGUGACCAUCCACGUGUGGUUCAGCAUUCUCGUUAUCAGUUACAAUCGUGGAGGGCAAAUGGGGAUGUAAGCUUGAUUCUUUCCCAUUCCUCUCCGGACAAUCCUAGCCAGAUGAUAUCAUAG
This is a messenger RNA of Porites lobata, 1541 nucleotides long. NCBI's taxonomy places the organism in Eukaryota, Metazoa, Cnidaria, Anthozoa, Scleractinia, Poritidae. The record is from the annotation of a GenBank genome assembly.